AUGAAGAGCGCGGUGCUGGGGCGGGGGUGCUCCCGGGGCUUGGCGGGCGGGGGGCGCUGGGAGUGUUCCCGGGGGCGAGGCGCAGAGGUGCCUCACGCCCGGCAGCGCCCCCGGGGCCGGGACUCGCUCCGUGCCGCGACCGGGAAGGCGGAGCGGGGGAGCGGGGCCGUACCACCGUCUCCCUCAGCUGGCAGGGCAGCUGUGCCACAGCCUACGCUGACCCGGCCACUGAGCAUGGUGCUGGCUGGGCAGCGCCGGCAGCUGGUGGUGUGCGUGGUGAGCAACCUGGCUCCCAGCUCUGGCCGUGCUGUCUGGAUCUCCAGUGGGAAUGGCAGCAUCCUGCAGUCCUUUGCCUAUGGGGCCUCCCAGGAGGAUGGUGGCACCGUCUGCUCCGUCUCCCUCCUUUCCAGUGAUCCCCCGCGCGAGAGGGAACUUGCCUGCCAUGUGGGGGCCGACAGGACCUCCCCGUCCCACAGCUCCAGCCCCAUCCGCAUCUCCGGCAACGAGGAGGCGGCAGAGCUGUGCAGCACAGCUGUGUCACCAGCCCCUGCCUUGGCAGCCUUGCUUAUGGCUGUCCGCGUGGUGUUGCUGAAGGUCUUGCUCUCUGAUGCUGUCUUCACGUCCAUUCUCCUCGCCCAGAGCUGAGCUAUGGGCAACUGCCCAUGCCCGAAGGGUAAGUCGCCCUGGUUUGGUGUACAGGUGUGAAAGUCGCUGGAAAUAUUCUGGAGGUUGAGGAGAGGACCCCCAAAUGGUGGAGGGAGGAGACCCAUUUGUUUGGGGGAGGUACAGGAUGGGAAUCUUUCUUUGGGUGGACAAGGAAGAGGGGCUAACAGGUCUCUGUGGGUAGCCAGGCCCCACAUCCCUCCAGGAAUUACCUGGAGGAUGGGAAGGGACCCCAAAUUAUGCAGAGGUAGGGAAAAGGCCCCAAGGUACCUCGAGGGGUAAACUCUCCAGAA
This is a messenger RNA of Ficedula albicollis (Collared flycatcher), 956 nucleotides long. It is a transcript of the gene PTCRA, whose product is annotated as pre T-cell antigen receptor alpha. The record is from RefSeq and is a predicted model, not a curated record. The transcript is spliced from 5 exons. The coding region runs from base 1 to 645 and encodes 214 amino acids. Lineage: Eukaryota; Metazoa; Chordata; Aves; Passeriformes; Muscicapidae.